GCAUUGCUGCAGUCUCUGGCUCAGGGCGACCUGAUGCCAUGUGGCCGCCUGCCUGCCUGCGGGAUUCUUUCCUUCUAUCAGUUUAGAAGUGCGCUAUAAAUGAGGAGAAGACGUUUUGCUACUGAGCCAAUGUUCGCGUGCGAUGCGGCUCUGCCCGUAUUCACAUCGGCUCAGCCCUCAUCUUCACAGGGAGAAGGGCAGCUAUGAGGUUCUCCAUCAGUCUCAAAGGGAGCAGCAUCUGACUGACCGAUAAGCAGCAUUGUCCUGCAGACCAUGCCAGACUGUGUUGCUGUGGAGCUAAACCCCAAAGCUGAGGGUGACGUAACGCAGAUAAAAAGCAUGCUGAGUGACUUGGCAAGCCUGGCUGAACUUCAUUAAGAAGAUGAGGCAGGCAGUGACCGCCACUCUCUCUGUGUGGGGAGAGAGACGCUUCGGUUACUCCACGCUCAAGGACUCCAGGGAGGCGCUGCUGGAUGAGGGCUGGCUCAUGCCUGGCCUGAAGGAGGACUCUGUGGUAGAGGAGAAGGAGCUGGCCGACAGCGAGCAGGAGCAGACAGAUGCUGUGCCAGGAAGCGCACCGUCUGCUCUCGAGGACGCCCGGACCCAGGGUGACCCAGGCCGGCCCGAGACGGACACGCUGUCCUCUGCCCACGAGUCUGAGUCACCCACAGCCCGCAGAGCCAGUGUGAAUGUGACUGGCCCAGAGAGUGGAGUGUCCUAUGUAAGGAGGGGGUCUCUUGGUGGCCUCCCUGUGCAGCGCUGCAGCUCUCUUGGCUCCACGGCCCCUCAGUGGGUCCCUGACUCUCAGGCUCCGGCGUGUAUGAAAUGUGGCUCCAGAUUCUCCUUCACGAGGAGGAGGCACCACUGCAGAGCCUGCGGGAAGGUGUUCUGUGUGGUGUGCUGUGACUUGAGGUUCAGGUUAACACACCUGGGUGGAAAAGAGGGGCGUGUCUGUGUCACCUGUCACUCGACUCUCAUUAACAGAACCCUUCGCAAGGAACAAAAGAAAGUUUGGUUUGCUGACAGCGUUCAACCCAGAAACGAGUCUUCCAGUGCCAACACUACUCCAACUCACUGUGAUCCAGUCCAGACGCACAGUCCAGCAGUAGCUCAAGUGAUGUCAACAGACCCGUCUGAGAUGCCAAACUCACCUUGUUUGGAAAGAGAGGAAAUUGUUAACAGUCCUAAAGGAAACUCAGCUAAGCCCUUACCACAGAAAGGACUUCCUCCAAUCCUAACAUCUACAGGGGUUAAAGGAGAUUACACAGUGGAGGAGAAACGGACAGAGUCUUCGCUACUGGAGGAGUUGGAGCAAGGUCAUACAGAACCGCUGGUCUUCGUCCUCAAUGCCAACCUUCUGGCCAUGGUGAAGAUUGUCAGCUAUGUGAAUAGGAGGUGCUGGUGUGUCACAUCUAAGGGGAUGCAUGCUGUUGGUCAGCCAGAAGUGGUUGUACUGUUGCAGUGUUUGCCUGAAGAGAAGAGAUUCCCAACAGACAUCUUCAGCCACUUCAUUCAGAUCUACUGGGAUGCACAAACAGCAGGAAAGUUCUUGAAUCACUUGAGUCACUCUCUGGCGGUGAGAGGGUUCCUGGGCAGUAAGGAGCAUGCUGGCUUUCUCUACGUGCGUCCCACGUUCCAGUCUCUGGACGGUCUGCCACUGCCCCCCCAGCCCUUCGUAUUCGGCUUGCUGAUCCUCCGGGCUGAGAGUCCUUGGGCCAGAGCUUUCCCCCUACGCCUCAUGCUGCGUUUGGGUGCUGAGUAUCGAUUCUAUCCCUGUCCUCUGUUCAGUGUGCGCUUCAGAGAGCCACUCUUUGGCCAGAUUAACAACAGCAUCAUGAGACUUCUGGUGGACUUCCGCUUCUACCGUUACACGUUGCCAGUAGUGACGGGUCUGAUGGUUGACUUGGAGGCGCGGAGCACGUGCAUCACAAUCCCUAAAGCUCGCCAUGCAGAGCUGCUGAAGGCGCUGAAUAAGUCGAACGAGAGAGUGCUGGCUAUGGGAGCUUGUUUUAACGAGCGUGCCGACUCCCACCUCAUCUGUGUGCAGACUGCAGAUGGACAGUACCAGACACAGGCAAUCAGUAUCCACAGCCAGCCACGCAGAGUUACAGGCUCCUGCUUUUUUGUGUUUAGUGGAGCCCUGAAAGUCUCAUCAGGAUACCUGGCAAAGUCCAGCAUCGUUGAAGAUGGCUUGAUGGUGCAAGUAACUAUGGAAACCAUGCUCGAGCUACGGCGAGCGCUUCGUGACAUGAGAGACUUUACCCUCACCUGUGGCAAACUGCAACAAUCAGACAGACAUGAGUAUGUGCACAUUCAGUGGCAAGAUGAAGAACCUCGCUUCAACAAGGGCAUAACCAGCCCCAUUGAUGGGAAAUCUAUGGAAUCAAUUACUUGUCUGAAGACACAUCAGCGGUUAGAGUAUCGAGCGAAUGGAAAGGUCAUACGUUGGACGGAGGUGUUCUUUCUUCAGAGAGAGGAGCAGUCAGGUGGGCCAAACGCUAAUGGCAACCAUAACCGCCUGACGGAACGGCUGGCACGGGCUUUCUGCCUGGCAUUGUGCCAGUCUUUGAGUCUGCUAAAGGAGGAUGGCAUGACCAAACUAGCAUUGCGAGUCACGCUAGAUGGGCAGAAGAUGGAGUUUCUAGCAGGCAGUAAUGCUCAGCCUCUGCCGCUAUGUUACCACGACAGUCUCAACCAGUCGUUAACAGCCGUUGUACAGAGUGUCUCUCAGCGCCAAGGACACACUGCCCUGCAGCUAGAGCUCAUUUUCUACAUCCUGGAGGAUAUAUCCUAGAGAACACCCUGACAAAACUUCACCACGCUACCAUCUGUAUGAUCAUUCGCAGCUGGACAAAAUGGAAGACAUACUGUGCCUAAAGGCAUAAUCCAAACCCCACCCUAAACCUCUGUCUCACUUUGUAGGUGACUGGAAAAAGUCACAAUGGCAGAUUUACAUUAGCAGCCUUCAUGUAAUACAAAACACAGUCUCCAUAUCUCUGCUGUAGAUCCUCUAGUCAUAGACUCAAGCCAGUGGAUUUAUUUCAAAAUGAAUCAUGUUAAAUUAUGUCACCAGCAGCAACUGUUCAGCUAUUAAGUAGCAUUAUCUGUACGUUUAGGGUGUCAAAUGCAGUUUUUGAAAUGGACUUUGGCAUAAAAUUAAUAUGCAUGUUGUGCAAACCACUUCAAAAAAUGAGCAAAAGAAUCAGAAAUUAACUAAAUUAUAAUUAGCAUGACCUAAAACUGGAGCAUUUUUUAACAGUGAUUAUUUUGCUUCCAUGGAUAGAGCUCAUUAUAUAUUUAUGUUGAUCCUGGUUUGCACAUAAUCAGGUACCUUCCCUGUGUGCCACUAUACAAAUACCAUUGACGUCUGUGGCUGUAUAAACAUCAGGCUUAACUCUUAAUGUUCCACUUGAAAUGGAACGGAUGGGUGUGGUCUGACCUCUGCCCUACUUUCUUCUGUUCUAAAAAGAAGCUGAAAAGCUGCUAAACGUAUGAAGUACUAAAUGAUAUCAUAAUUUUUUCAUAUCCACGUAAACAGACUGUUUCUUUCUCUUUGCCUGUCUGUACCCAUUGACCCUACUCUCUGGUUUCGUCUUGCUUUCACUCACACUCGCACACACAACGUAGGAUGCAUGCUGAACUACCAGCUGCGUAUUAGAUUCUACGUUGCCCCAGAGGAGGAGAAUGGAAGUCUUGUUUACAUCCUACAUGCUUGACAUAACUGAGAUUACAGAGACAACACAAAGCAUGCAGUGGGGACACACUGGCAGAAACAAAAGGGAUAUUGCUCAACCGAUUUAAAAGUAACAGCUCUUGCUGCAUUGAACCACCAUAACCAGCAGUACAUAGCAAGCAAAACCAUUGUUCAACAUGGAGUUGAAAGGAUUGCAAAAUGAUGUAUGUUACACUUAGGACGUGUGGAGGUGUUAAGCAAAUAUGCUAAUAAAUUCAAGAAAACAGUAGCCAAUAAAUAUUCAUAUGGUCCCAUUUUAAAAUGGAAUUUAUUUGAAGUUCAAGUCAAUAUACUUGAGUAACAAAAAUGUAGAACCCUACAGUAUCAAUCCCAUUAGUUUGAUGGUAAACCUACAGUAUUUACAGUUGGAGCUCAAGUUGACUUGGAGAACUGUACAGUGCCAUUUGCCACUGGGGAGUCUGAGUGAGCAUGGAGAGGGGGGUGGGUAAGGAGUGCAUUCAUUCUGCAUGUGAAAAGGCGAGCAACAUCAGUGAAGAUUAUAUACAGUCAACAUCUCUGCUCUUCUCUUCAUAUAUUGUGCUCAAUAUUUAUUUUCUUUAGAUUAACCAUUAAAA
Molecule: messenger RNA, 4308 nt
Organism: Pygocentrus nattereri (red-bellied piranha)
Lineage: Eukaryota; Metazoa; Chordata; Actinopteri; Characiformes; Serrasalmidae
Gene: zfyve9b
Product: zinc finger, FYVE domain containing 9b
Exons: 16
Coding region: 383-2794 (803 amino acids)
Biological process (GO): liver development; endosomal transport
Cellular component (GO): early endosome membrane; endosome
Molecular function (GO): metal ion binding
Source: RefSeq, a predicted model, not a curated record